This is a messenger RNA of Chinchilla lanigera (long-tailed chinchilla), 2888 nucleotides long. RefSeq names its product zyg-11 family member A, cell cycle regulator (gene Zyg11a). The transcript is spliced from 14 exons. Gene Ontology annotation, molecular function: protein binding. Lineage: Eukaryota; Metazoa; Chordata; Mammalia; Rodentia; Chinchillidae. The record is from RefSeq and is a predicted model, not a curated record. Gene Ontology annotation, cellular component: Cul2-RING ubiquitin ligase complex. Bases 1 to 2343 code for a protein of 780 amino acids.
AUGCGCCCUGCACGUCUCCAGCCCGCGGUGUCCCCGGUCCUCCGCGGCCGUGCGCGGCCCGCUUUACUGACGCAGGAAGGUGGCAACCUUGAAGAUGAGUUGAUUGACUCCGGACCCGCGCACGUUCCGAGGCCGGCCUCCGGUCAGCUACACUCCGGAACCGAAGAGGCCUCACCCUACCCUUUGGUCAGUACUUGCCUGCGUGUCCUGAUUGCUAAUCUCGAGAAGUUGUGUCCUGAGAGACCCGAUGGAACCCUGUGCCUUCCAGAGCAUUGGAUUUUCCCACAAGAAGUAGCUGAGCAGUUCCUUCAGCUGCUGACUUGGCAAGGAAAGCUGACUGAUAAGACGGCAAGCAUUUUCCAAGGCAACCAAACGAACCUGAAGCUGGUCAAUAUCCAAAGAGUAAAAAUCUCUGCCACUGCCUUCAUUAACUGCUUCUGCCAUCAUAAGCUCCUUGAAGUGGAUGCUACUUCAGUACACUCCGACCUUCCACUCCCAGACAUCAUACAUGGACUCUGCAGCAGUAGCUGGAUCCAGCAAAACCUCCGGUGUCUCGUCUUAGACUCAGCAAGUGUCCCUCACAAUUCAGGACUGUUGGCCUUUGGUCAGCUCACUGGCCUUCGCAUCUUAAGUGUUCCCAAUGUUUGCUUUUAUAGUGAAGAUCUGGCUAAUGUUUCCCAGUUACCAAGCCUGGAAAACCUGGAUAUCUCUAAUACUCAGAUAACCAACAUCUCUGCACUCCUUACCUGCAAGGAUCGACUCAAAUCUCUCACCAUGCACUAUCUGAAAUGCCUGACGAUGACCAAAUCACAAAUUUUUGCAGUCCUUAAAGAACUUAAAUGUCUACUUCACCUUGAUAUUUCUGGUCACAGGCAACUCGGAUCAGACCUAGGUUUUUAUUUCCUGCAACAAAAGGAUAUCCUGCCUAAUAUUGUGUCCUUGGACAUCUCUGGGAGCCGUUACAUCAAUGAUAUAGAUGUAGAAGAGUUCAUACAGCAGCGGCCUGCAUUGCGAUUUGUGGGACUCUUGGCUACAGAUGCUGGUUAUUCUGAUUUCUUCACUAGAAGGCGAGGCUUAAAGGUUGCUGGAGGAGCCAAUAUCAGUCAGAUUGCUGAAGCACUGAGCCAGUACAGGAAGAGGUCAUGUUACAUGAAGGAAUCUCUCUACAAACUCUUCACAGAGACAUUUUCAGUACGUGUAACCAUGCCUGCCAUUUUAAAGCUUGUAGCUGUAGGAAUGAGGAAUCACCCCUUGGAUCUGGCAGUGCAGUUCACAGCCAGUGCCUGUGCGCUCAACUUAAUGCGCCAGGGCCUGGCCCGGGGGGUGCCUGUGCGCCUGUUGUCGGAGAUCACCUGUCUGCUGUUCAAGGCUCUGAGAAAUUUCCCCAGUUACCAGCAGUUACAGAAGAAUUGUCUUCUCUCCUUAACCAAUUCCAGAAUUCUCAUGGAAGUUCCCUUUGACAGGUUUAGUGCUACCAGGUUUGUCCUAGGAUGGCUCUACCGGCACGAGAACCCCAAGGUCCAGACCAUGGUAGUGAGCAUCAUCUCUACCCUCGCCCUGCAGCUAUCGCGUGAGCAGGUUACACAGCUGCAUGAAGACCUCUUCAUGGCGGUGAAGGAACUUCUAGAAAUAGUAAAACGAAAGACUGCUGAGAAUUCGGAUGACACCACCCUCUUGUUUUCUCUCAAAGCACUUUGGAAUCUUACCGAUGAGUCUCCAGCUACCUGCAGGCACUUUAUGGAGAAUCAAGGGUUGGAAAUCUUCAUCCACGUCUUGGAGACUUUUCCAGAGUACACAGUACAAAGCAAAGUACUUGGUCUUUUGAACAACAUAGCUGAAGUUCCAGAGCUCACCUCCAGGCUGAUGACUAAAGAUGUCGUGAAGCACGUCAGCGCUUUACUCCACAGCAAGCACAUGGAAGUGAGCUAUUUUGCUGCGGGUGUAAUAGCCCACCUGAUGUGUGACAAACAGCCCUGGCCGUUGGGUGCCUUUCAGAGGACUGCUGUUCUCCAGGACUUGCAUGCAGCCAUCCAGAAGUGGCCGAGUUCAAGAUGUAAGAUGUCAGCAUUGUUGACCUACAGAUCCUUCAAGGCAUUUUUCCCACUCCUCGGCAACUUCUCUGAGCCAGCGGCUCAGCAGUGGGCCCUGUGGGCUGUGUACCACGUCUGCAGUCGUAACCCCAGUGUGUACUGCAAAAUGUUAGGUGAAGAAGGAGGACUGCAGCUUUUGUGUGACAUCCAGGCACACAGUCAGACAAGCCCGCAGGUACGGCAGAUCGCGGAUUCCAUUCUGGAGGACUUCAGGAUGCAUUUCACGGCCUACCGGAGACUCACUGCGCAUUGAGUGCAUUUUUUGCACCUAAGGGUCCCUGGAGAUGUGCUGUUCCCCAGCAGCAGGCCUCUGCCCUGUGGGUAAUUCAGUGUUGAAACCAGUUGUUGGAGCUUGUGAGUCGGCUGUCUCAUUGGCCUUUUGUUGAUUUUUGUUGUUGUUGUUAAGUUAUGAAAGGAUUAUGGAUUCUUACGCUAGUCAUAAACCCAGGUCGAGGUGGAAUCAUUUUGGGGCUACUGCCUCAGCAGCAGUUUGGAAAAAAUCAAACCACCGCCUUCAAGAAGACCUGGGAGCUUGUGUUGAAAGAGCUGGAUCAGUUUUCUUUGGCCGUGGACAGUUCUUCACGUGGGGAGCUUGUCAGAUGAACAGGACUUGUGUACCCAGAAGAGAAACCAAAGACUUACAGGAAAACCUUGGUUGUUAUGUUAAAUUUCUUCAGUUGUUCCUGGUAGUAUGAAACUACCAGAAAAGAAAUAUAUGCGGAUGAGAAAAUACGCUCAUAGAUUUGGUUUGGAAGGCAAAACUUCUGUUGGAGAAUAAAAGAAUUUAUUUUUUACUGA